AAAACAUAACAAAAAAACUAACCUCAAUCCUCAAUUUAGAAAAUAAACCCUUUUAUCGAAUUUCAUGAGAUUCCCUUUAAAAUGGCCUUCUUUUCCUCGAGCAAAAUGUACCCAGCCAACCAUAAAACCGUGUUUGUAUUGGAUCACACCCCAUAUUUCGGUAUAUCUUGUGAAAAUCCGAUAGAAUUCGAGUUUCUUAAGGCUAGGGGGCCGGGAUGUCUUCCGAUACCUCCGUUUUCCAAAUCCUUAUGGACUUGCAGCUUCGAGUCUGCCAUUGAAUAUUGCAGAAUCGUCUGGGAUCUUUUCCCACAAGGAAAAUUGAUUAGGUUUAUAGCUUCGGAUCACUUAGCGCAUAUCAUAAGUACCUGGAACCUCGGACAUCAACAUUUAGGCCAUAUUACGAGUAUGAUGUCGUUAAUAGGAGUACCCCCUUCUGUUCAUCCGUCAAACUCGAAUUUGGACUAUACAGUACUUCACGGACUUAAAGCAGCCGUAGAAGCUCUGAGUGAACCAACAGAUUCACAACUAGAAAAGAUUAAAUCUGAUGUACCAAUGAAGUUGAUGAAUCGGGGUAGAGUCAUUUGUAUCACUUCGGCACGAGACGAUGAGAGUAUGAAAAGAUUAGAAGAAAUUUUCUUGAGUGGAUUGAUACAACAAAACAAGGCUGCUGCUAAAUCGGACAGGCAUAUAGUUAUCGACCAUUGCCACUUGGUUAUUAUAAAUACUUUCCCUGUCAAUAUAGAAAGCCAAGUGAGCAAUCAUACAGUAAGAAAUCUUUCAGUUAUUUUAACAACGGAAGUGCAUUCUGUUAAAGCUAGUCUUAUACCUAAUAAAUUGUCUGCGUUAAUAUUAGAACAUUAUGACCUGGCAAGUACAACUGUAACUGGUAUUCCAAUGAAAGAAGAGCAAAACGCUAGCUCUUCGGCUAAUUACGAUGUGGAAAUUUAUCAUGCUAGCUCUGCCCACACUGCAAUCCUCAAGGGUAAUGCUUCAGAUUCCCUUGCUAUCCAAACACAGAAAGAAAAUCAUGAAUAUCAAACGGUUACUUUGAAAUGGUGCACUCCUAGGGGUACAACUGGUUCAGAUCUGCACAACUGUACUUGCAUGCAUAGGAUAACGCCGGUUGACGUUAAUUCUAGGCCUUCAUUAUGUCUCAUUAAUUUUCUACUGAAUGGUCGAUCUGUAAUGUUGGAAAUGCCCAGAAAAUCAGGGGGCAAAAUAACAAGUCAUUUGCUUGCUGCGCAUGGAGGAGAGAUAUUUAUACAUACCCUAUGCACUGCUAGAUCAGUGCUGGAAGAUCCUCCUUCCAUCUCAGAAGGCUGUGGGGGUAGAGUUACCGACUAUAGAAUAACGGAUUUUGGAUUACUGAUCAGACAAAAUACUUUGUUACCGAUUAAAUCCAGUGCUGCCGAUAAAGCUUUAAACGCUACAGUUGAAAUGAAAUCGAGAUUGAACAGGAUGACGAGGUACUGGCCUUUGACCAUAAGCUCUACGUUGAUUUUUAACUUGAAAAUGUAUAUUGAUCCACUCCCAUCGAUAAUAACCAAAGAAAAUAUAGCGGAGGAAGAAGUUUUUCAAUGCAAACAAAUAAUAAGAAACCUGAUUAAUUUAGAGAAUAAACAUGAAUCGCUUCAUCCGUUGAACACCGGUCCGAGAAUCAAGGGUCAAAAAAGGGAAGAACAAUAUAGAACCAUGUGGAACGAAUUAGAUAUGCUCAUUAAGAAUAAUUUGCAUACGGAAAAUCACAAGAGCAUACACAAAUGUUUAUUGGAAGGCCACACUUUCAAGGAUGAGAAGGUGGAGUUGGACGAUGCCUUGAGGGAACUAGAUCAGAUAGGUCCUUCCAAGCCAGAGCUCGACUCACAAAGGGCCUCUGUGAUUAGAGCUACCACGGAUUCUCCAAUGUCGCCUCCUCCUCUUUCUAACGUAGCUUCCUCAUCGACGUCAAGAUCAAACAUUUCUUCAUCUGCUCCGAAGUCGCUCUACGAAAUGUUCUUAGCCUGGCAGAAACCAAAGAGUAGGCCGGAAUUCGCUGGGAGGGCUGGAGGUAGCCUAGUAGCAAAAUUAUACCCAAACUUGAAAACUGAUAGGCCCGCAAAAACCGAGGGAAUGGAGAUAGAUUUGUGAAUGUUUUUUAUACUGUGUCAAGAUUGCGUUUUUAUUAUAAUGCCAGUUGAUGAUUUGAUGUUAUUGUGUUUAUUAUUGCAUUUGGAGACAAUCACCUGGUGUGGUUGCGUCAAAACAAGAGUGAAUAAAUGAACAAUGCAAUAAUGGUCCCAAUCAUAUUUUUCAUAUUACACAAACUAUUCAGACAAUUUUUUUAAGUGAAGUAUAGUCUGUUUUGAUUUAUAUAAGAUGAAUGUGAAUGUGCUUGAUUUGAAUAAUUAGUGUAAUCUUUUAUACUGUUGAUUAAUUAUAAUUUAAUUUUCUA
Molecule: messenger RNA, 2431 nt
Organism: Coccinella septempunctata (seven-spotted ladybird)
Lineage: Eukaryota; Metazoa; Arthropoda; Insecta; Coleoptera; Coccinellidae
Gene: asun
Product: protein asunder
Exons: 9
Coding region: 82-2127 (681 amino acids)
Biological process (GO): regulation of mitotic cell cycle; centrosome localization
Cellular component (GO): integrator complex
Source: RefSeq, a predicted model, not a curated record